Molecule: messenger RNA, 322 nt
Organism: Colletotrichum acutatum
Lineage: Eukaryota; Fungi; Ascomycota; Sordariomycetes; Glomerellales; Glomerellaceae
Exons: 1
Coding region: 36-260 (74 amino acids)
Source: RefSeq, a predicted model, not a curated record
AAAGCAAAUCUCACAACGCACUUAGACGACACUUCAUGUUGUUCGUGGGGUUUCUUUCCUUGAAAACACUUUUUCACAUUGGCCGAUCCAUCGGACUUUGUGUAUCACAUAUAUCGUUAUCAUUCAAGCUUGACCAGCUACCCAUGCUUCAUCACCAACUCCUGCAAGUGUCACCAAUCUCUGGCUACAUUCAUACAUAUAAUCGAAGACUAUUUGGAGAAGACUAUCACGCAAUUUCGAAGAGGAUUUGUGGUUCAUAGGGACAUUCAUGACUUGUGUAAGGCACACAUACUUAGUACUUGAGUAUUAAGAAACUACAACC